AUGUUCUUGCUCACGGAAGUUAUUCGUAUGUUUCUCCGUAUAGAUCCACUUUCAAACGUGUUUCUCAGAGUGAUUCCAUCCACCCAAGGAGAUGACGAAAGUGCUAAACUUGAAGUUCACAAACCGGAAGGUGCCAGGAUGGAGAAGUCCAUUGGUUUGGUCACCAGCAUCACAAUCAUUGUUGGUUCGGUAAUCGGAUCUGGAAUCUUUGUCAGUCCACAGUUUAUUCUUGUGAUGACAAAUAGCUUUGGAGCCAGUAUAGUCGUAUGGAUUGCAUGCGGCUUGUUCUCUCUGAUAGGUGCCUACUGCUAUGCCGAGCUUGGAACAAUGAUGCCCAGAUCGGGCGCAGAUUACUCAUAUGUCUAUGAGGCUUUCGGUCCAUUCUUCGGAUUUCUUCGUCUUUGGAUUGAAGUGGUUGUUGUACGGCCUGUUUCGGCAGCUGUCCUCUCCAUGGUAUUCGCCAACUAUGUGUUGAAACCAGCCUUCCCGGCAUGCACAGAAACGCCACAGGCAGCUCUCAGACUUAUAGCUUGUGUAUGCGUGCUACUUGUUGGUUUCAUCAAUUCCUUGUCUGUUCGCUGGUCUGCGCGAACACAAGAUGUAUUCACUUUCGCCAAGGUCGCUGCGUUGCUCUUGAUCAUCGUGACUGGUCUUGUCCAAAUUGGACGGGGUAGAAUCCAGGAAUUCCAAGACCCGUUCGAAGGUUCCAACUGGAACCCUGGGAAUUUGGCUGUGGCCUUCUACAACGGUCUGUUUGCGUACCACGGGUGGAACUAUUUGAACUGCAUGAUUGAAGAGAUGAAGAAUCCAAGACGUGACCUCCCCAUCGCCAUUGUUUUCUCUUGCCUACUUAUCACGGCCAUCUACACCAUGGCCAACGUGGCCUAUGCAACGGUGCUAAGGAUACCAGAAAUACUAACAUCAGAUGCCGUUGCUGUGUCCUUUGCUAAUCGAAUUUACGGACCGGCCGCGUGGAUUAUGCCAAUAUUUGUGGCGUUCUCAACAUUUGGUGGCGUAAACGGGACGAUCAUGACAACUUCUCGCAUGUUCUUCGUGGCCGGCCAACAGAGUCAGAUGCCCAAAUUGUUAUCCUGCCUUCACAUGUCCAGCCUGACACCAAUCCCAGCGGUGGUAUUUACGUGCAUCUUUACAAUCGUCUACGUGGUAAUCGGUGAGGUCGGUUCGCUUAUCACCUACAUGGGAUUUGUUCUCUGGUUGGCUAUCGGUAUCUCGGUUCUAAUAGUCAUCAUCUUCCGAUUCACAAGACCCACAAUGGAACGGCCUGUGAAGGUCCCCAUCGUGUUUCCAUUCAUUUAUGUCGGAGCAACCUUGUUGCUUGUCAUAUUUGCAUUCGUCGGUGCUCCAACAGAAGCGUACUUGUAUUCACGCACUAAUUUAUCAGCUCCCGCCUCCAAUGCGCAGCUUCCCACCCCACCUCCCCAAAUCAUGGGUGGACGAAACUGUGGCACCUGCAACCACUUGAUUGGUGUGGCAAUUUUGGCUAGCGGAGCUGUUGUCUACCUGAUUGGAAUGGCUUGGAGGUACAUGCCAGAGUCGGUUCAUGAGUUCACACGUGAGUUUGAUGUGUUCUCCACCGCCCAGAAUUUAGUGUUUAUAGUAGCCUUUGAUUUUGCUACAUUAGACGAAAAGUGA
Molecule: messenger RNA, 1653 nt
Organism: Opisthorchis viverrini
Lineage: Eukaryota; Metazoa; Platyhelminthes; Trematoda; Opisthorchiida; Opisthorchiidae
Exons: 8
Coding region: 1-1653 (550 amino acids)
Biological process (GO): amino acid transmembrane transport
Cellular component (GO): membrane
Molecular function (GO): L-amino acid transmembrane transporter activity
Source: RefSeq, a predicted model, not a curated record